This is a messenger RNA of Oryza sativa Japonica Group (Japanese rice), 2442 nucleotides long. RefSeq names its product probable amino-acid acetyltransferase NAGS2, chloroplastic. The record is from RefSeq and is a predicted model, not a curated record. Gene Ontology annotation, cellular component: cytoplasm. NCBI's taxonomy places the organism in Eukaryota, Viridiplantae, Streptophyta, Magnoliopsida, Poales, Poaceae. Gene Ontology annotation, molecular function: L-glutamate N-acetyltransferase activity, acting on acetyl-CoA as donor. Gene Ontology annotation, biological process: L-arginine biosynthetic process.
CGCGUACUCGCGUGCCCAACCCCUUGCCUCCCCGUCACUGCACUGCACCGGCGCCUUCUCCUCCUGAUCUUCCCAGAUAAAUGUUGAUAAACUACGGCAAUAUUGAGUCAUCAAUAGCGAUCACCGGAAGAAGGAGGACAGAGAAGAAACCGAGAGCUAGCGAGAAAAAGUCCAACACCAAAUCCGGCACCCCCCGACCAAAAUCCCGGGCGUAUUUAAAACGCCCUCCCUCCUCCCUUCCCCGCCGCGACCCACGCCACAACCCCGUCGUCGCUGCGCUGCGCGCCAAAUCACUCGUUCCACCGCUCGCUCUCCCUCCCUCUCUCUCUCUCUCUGUCUCUCUCCCCCUCGCUUUCCCCGCUCCGCUCCAUUCCAUUCCAUUCUCUUCUCGCCGCGUACAGAUUACUACUACUACUGCUACAGUACUACUACAGAAGGCUCGUCGACCCCUUUUGAUGGCGGCGGCGGCGUCGCUCGCCGCCGCGCGAUUCGCCGGCGAGGCGUCCCCGGCGCCAGCUGCGGCGGGGGCGGGGACGGGGACGUGGCGGGCGCGGUGCGCCGGGAGGGUGGUGGCGAUGCCGAUGCGGCGGCAGUGCGCCAGGGGCGUCGUCGUGCGGUGCGCAGGGGCGGGGGCGGGGCGGUCGUUCGGUGGGGCCUCCUGCGGGGGCGGGGGCGGGGGCGGGGGCGGGGCGGAGGAUCAGGAGGAGGAGGGGACGAGGUUCGUGGGGUGGUUUCGGGAGGCCUGGCCCUACGUCCGUGGCCACCGGGGGAGCACCUUCGUCGUCGUCGUCUCCGGUGAGGUCGUCGCCGGGCCCCACCUCGACGGCAUUCUCCAGGAUAUUUCACUUCUUCAUGGUCUUGGGAUCAAAUUUGUUCUUGUUCCUGGAACACAUGUUCAGAUUGAUAAGCUCCUAUCUGAGAGAGGGAAGAAGGCCAAGUAUGCUGGUCGUUACCGUAUUACUGAUUCUGAUUCAUUAGAGGCUGCAAUGGAGGCAGCAGGCAGAAUACGCUUAACUAUAGAAGCAAAACUAUCCCCUGGUCCCCCAAUGUUGAAUCUUCGUCGGCAUGGUGUUAAUGGUCGUUGGCAUGAAAUAUGUGAUAAUGUUGCAAGUGGAAACUUUCUUGGCGCUAAGAGACGGGGGGUUGUUGGUGGCAUUGAUUAUGGAUUCACUGGUGAAGUUAAGAAAAUAGAUGUUUCACGGAUAAAAGAAAGACUUGAUAGAGAUAGCAUAGUUGUUGUGAGCAAUAUGGGAUAUUCCAGCUCUGGCGAGGUGUUGAAUUGCAACACAUAUGAAGUCGCUACAGCUUGUGCUUUAGCUAUCGAGGCAGACAAGCUUAUCUGCAUUGUUGAUGGUCAAAUAUUUGAUGAACAUGGUCGAGUCAAUCGUUUCAUGUCUAUUGAAGAAGCGGACAUGUUGAUCAGAACACGUGCUAAGCAGAGUGAGAUUGCUGCAAAUUAUGUCGAAGUUGUAGGUGAGGAGGAUAUUAGUUAUGCUCGCAAUCUUCCUAUCAAAGAGGAGAAAGAAUUAGGAUUGAUUGGAAGGGACUUCGUUGAUGGGUAUACUGCAUCUUUCCGGAAUGGUGUGGGUUUCAAUAACGGAAAUGGUCUGUCUGGUGAGCAAGGGUUUGCAAUUGGUGGGGAAGAGCGGUUGAGUAGGUCAAAUGGUUACCUUUCAGAGUUAGCAGCAGCAGCAUAUGUAUGCAAUGGAGGCGUUCAAAGGGUUCACAUUAUAGAUGGCACUGUUGGCGGAUCAUUGUUGUUGGAAUUAUUCACAAGAGAUGGUGUUGGAACGAUGAUAGCUAGAGACAUGUAUGAAGGAACAAGGAUGGCUAGAGAAGAAGAUCUUUCUGGUAUUAGAAAGAUCAUCCGACCCUUAGAAGAAUCUGGUGUCCUAGUGCGGCGAACAGAUAAAGAGCUUCUAGAAGCAUUGAAGUCAUUUAUCGUCGUGGAAAGAGAUGGUUCAAUCAUUGCAUGUGCUGCUCUCUUUCCAUUUCUUGAGGAUAAAUCUGGGGAAGUUGCCGCUAUUGCUGUAUCUGAAGAAUGUCGAGGACAGGGUCAAGGGGAUAAGUUACUUGAUUACGUCGAGAAGAAGGCAUUAUCGCUUGGUCUUGAGAAAAUAUUCUUGCUCACCACACGAACAGCAGACUGGUUUGUUCGGCGUGGCUUCAAGGAGUGUUCGAUUGAGUCCCUGCCUGCGCAGAGGAGAAAACGAAUCGAUCUUUCACGUGGAUCAAAAUAUUACAUCAAGCGGCUCCGGGCAGCAGAGAUUGGGCAGAUGGCUGUUAACAAUUUUGCUGUCAGAUGAGAUACUGCACGCAAUCCCGGUGUUGCUCAUGAGGUUUCUAACUUUCUAUGAUAACCUCAAAAGCGAUUGUACAUUGUAUAAAUUGUGUAUGGUAUAUAUGUGAGUAAUCGAUCACCAAUGUGGUUUUGUUUCUUUA